Rattus norvegicus (Norway rat) is the source of this 4812-nucleotide messenger RNA. The record is from RefSeq and is a predicted model, not a curated record. Lineage: Eukaryota; Metazoa; Chordata; Mammalia; Rodentia; Muridae.
UCGCCCUGCCCGCCCCUCCUGGGCCACCUGGCCUGGUCGCCGCACCUCUAUCCCGAGUGCACCACGACCACCACCGCUGCCAAUCCCAGCUGCAGAGUGUACCAUGCAGUGCCUGGGCGCAGAGUACCUGGUUUCUGCAGAGAAAACAAGGCAGAGAGAGUGGCGACCCCAAAUUUAUAGAAAAUGCACAGAUACGGCGUGGCUAGUCUUGUUCUUUCUCUUUUGGACUGGUUUGGUGUUCAUCAUGGGUUACUCGGUGGUGGCCGGGGCGGCAGGAAGACUCCUCUUUGGAUAUGACAGCUUUGGCAAUGUGUGUGGCAAGAGGAACUCUCCGGUGGAAGGCGCCCCCCUCUCUGGGCAGGACAUGACUCUAAAAAAACAUGUGUUCUUUAUGAAUGCCUGCAAUCUGGAAGUCAAAGACAGGGGACGUGGUCCCAUGGCCCUCUGUGUAUCCAGCUGUCCCGAGAAGCAGCUGGACACCCUGGAAGAGGUCCAGCUUUUCGCCAACAUCAAUGGCUCUUUCCUGUGUGUGUAUAGUCUGAAUUCCUUCAACUACACUCAGAGUCCAAGUGCAGAUAGACUGUGUCCCAGGCUCCCGGUUCCUCCGAGCAAGCCGUUCCCCUUAUUUAACCGGUGCAUCCCUCAGACCCCCGAGUGCUAUUCCUUGUUUGCAUCGGUCUUGCUGAACGAUGCCGACGCUCUCCAUCGGAUUCUAAGUGGAAUCAUGGCAGGAAGAGACACCAUCCUCGGCUUGUGUGCCUUUGUAUUCGCCUUGUCUCUGGCCAUGUUGUUCACCUUCCGAUUCAUCUCAACGCUCCUGGUCCACAUUAUCAUCUCCUUGGUCAUUCUGGGAUUGCUGUUUGUCUGUGGUGUCUUCUGGUGGCUGUAUUAUGACUACACCAAUGACCUCAGUACAGAAUUGGACACAGAAAAGGAGAAUAUGAAGUGCAUGCUGGCCUUUGCUGUCAUCACCACCGUCGUGACAGUCGUUCUCCUGGCCCUGAUUUUCACCCUCAGAAAGAGAGUGAAAUUGACGGUUGAGCUUCUCCGAGUCACAAAUAAAGCAAUCAGCAGAUGUCCUUUCCUGCUGUUGCAGCCACUGUGGACAUUUGCCAUCCUCGUUUUCUUCUGGGUCCUCUGGGUGGCUGUGCUGCUGAGUCUGGGAACCGCAGGUACUGCCCAGGUGAUGGAAGGUGGCCAAGUGGAAUAUAAACCUCUCUCAGGCAUUCGGUAUCUGUGGUGGUACCAUUUAAUUGGCCUCAUCUGGACUAGUGAAUUCAUCCUUACGUGCCAGCGGAUGACUGUAGCAGGAGCGAUGGUCACUUGUUAUUUCAACAGGAAUCAAAAUGACCCUCCUGCCCGUCCAAUCCUUUCAUCUCUCUCCACACUUUUCUGCUACCAUCAAGGAACUGCAGUGAAAGGGUCACUUUUACUCACUGUGACAAGGAUCCCAAGAGUCAUUUUCAUGUACAUUUAUAGCACCGUGAAAGAGCGGCAGCACAGUGCUUGGCCAAGAGGUGAAUUCAGAUGCAGCUACUGUGGGCUUUGGUGUCUCACCAAUUAUCCAUACCAUCUCAAUCAGGACGCGUAUGCCGCAGCGGCCAUUAAUGGGACAGACUUUUGUACAUCAGCAAAAGACGCGCACACAAUCAUAUCCAAGAAUUCAAGUCACCUCACGUCUGUUAACUGCUUUGGAAACUUUAUCAUUUUCCUGGGAAAGGUGCUGGUGGUGUGCUUCAGCGUUUUCGGGGGCCUGAUGGCGUUUAACUACAACCGUGCGCUCCAGGUAUGGGCCAUCCCUCUGCUGCUGGUUGCCUUUUUCGCCUACUUAGCAGCUCACAGUUUCUUAUCUGUGUUCGAAACUGUGCUGGAUACACUUUUCCUGUGCUUUGCUGUCGACCUGGAAACAAAUGAUGGAUCGUCGGAGAAACCGUACUUUAUGGACCCAGGGUUUUUGAGUUUUGUAAAACGGACCGACCACUUUAACAAUGCCAGGUCUCAAGGACACAAGAACUCACUACCAAAUGAAGAGGGGACAGAACUCCGGCCCAUUGUGAGAUAGAGGCCAAGAGACAUUUGCACUUGGAGAACUCGAUCAUGCUCUGACCACCUAUGACACCAAAGCAGUCUACAGCUGUUUUCACGAACUAGAGCCAGACAAAUGUUAAAGCCAUGUUUAUAUGCACCGCUUUAAAAGGCUCAACUUGGGGCUGGAGAGAGGGCUCAGCGGUUAGGAGCAGGGACUGCUCUUCCAGAGGUCUUGAGUUCAAUUCCCAGCAACCACAUGGUGGCUCACAAUCAUCUGUAAUGGGAUCCAAUGCCCUCCUCUGGUGUGUCUGAGGACAGCUACAGUGUAUUCACAUAGACAAAAUAAAUAAAUCUUUAAAAAAGGGCAUGAUAUGGCUGUGCACACAGGGACACACAUCUAUACACACAUCUAUAACUCAAAACUUGAGAAGGCUGAAGCACAAAGACCACCAGUAUAAGACUAGCCUGAGCUACAUACUCAGGAGUUAAAGGCUAGCCUAAAUGCUACAUAGAGACCAAGUAGAUAGAUAGAUAGAUAGAUAGAUAGAUAGAUAGAUAGAUAGAUAUAGAUAGAUAAGGAAGGAAGGAAGGAAGGAAGGAAGGAAGGAAGGAAGGAAGGAAGGAAGAAGGAAGGAAGGUAGGUUGGGUCACUAGAUAAGGUACCUUUUGCCAAUCCGAGGAACUGAAUACCCCUAGACCCAAUGGUAAAGAGAGAACCAAUUGCUACAAGUUCUUAGACUCCACAUGUGUGUUCAUAUUCUCUCUCUCUCUUUCUCUCUCUUACACACACACACACACACACACACACACACAAGUUUGUGAGGUCAUUAAUCCGUUUUACUUUUUUCUUCUUCCAGUUUUACUCUUUUUUUUUUUUUUUUUGGUUCUUUUUUUCGGAGCUGGGGACCGAACCCAGGGCCUUGCACUUCCUAGGCAAGCGCUCUGCCACUGAGCCAAAUCCCCAACCCCCAGUUUUACUCUUUUAAAAGGAAGAUUUCAUUAGCAGAAAUGGAACUAAUCUUUGGCUCUUACGCAGGGCAGGAGUCUCUUAUUUCUCCUAGCCUGGACACCUGCUAAGAGGCUAUCAGCACUGGAGUUACAGCUUAGUGAGGAAGGGAAGGUAUGGAGCAGGCACACACAGGACAGGCUGUGUGGAACAAGAAACUCAGGGCUGCAAGCAGGCGGGAGUUUCACAAGUCAGCAACCAGAACAGUGUUGCUCAACCCUUGACCAUACUGAGACUUGUCUCAUAGUUUUUAAUGAUUUUUUAAACACACCCAAACAGAAGAGCUUUUCCUUUUUAAAGCCUUAAACAAAUCAAAAGAUUGAACACGAAUGAGGGCAGGCACCUCGCUGGCCCAGAUGCUGUGUGGAGCUCCCAUCCUAAUAGGAGGCGCAAUCUGACCAACUUGGCAGGCCAGUGCGCGAUGUAAGACAAGGCUCCCUCCUUUCCCUUUCCUAGCCACCUCUGCAACUUGACAAGAAGCAGCCUGACAGCUCAGGACCACUUUAGAUGCAAAUUUCUUCUUUAAUAGCACCACAGAAUUCAUUUAGCUCCUAAGUCUCCUACAGUGACUCACAGGGCACUCCCUGAAGCAUCAAAGCCAGCCAUCCCAGGAAGAGCGAAACAUUUCUGAGGGUUCAACAUCCAGACAAAAAUCACCCAAGGCCACCAGUCAGCCCUAUCGGAAGAAAUCACUGAGACAAGGUCAGAGGGGUGACCAAGCAGCUUCCCUCGGUGGCCGCACUGUCCUUUUCCCACACUAAGUCAAGGCUGAUGGAUUCGACUUCCCCCCAGCUGAUCAAACAGCACAUCCCACGCCGGGCUUCAGGAUCAAUUUACAACACACUCAGAGCAUAUUAAUAUGUAAUUCUCUUUCUUUUUUUUUUUUUUUUUUGGUUCUUUUUUUUCCGGAGCUGGGGACCGAACCCAGGGCCUUGCGCUUCCUAGGCAAGCGUUCUACCACUGAGCUAAAUCCCCAACCCCAAUUCUCUUUCUUUUAAGAGAAUUCCAAAUUGAAUUUCAGAUAAGCCUAGGGCAGCCAAGUUAUAAUAAAUCAAGGAGCACCUAAUUCCUGGUUGCAAUAUGCAAUGGGUCCUUUUCUUCUUUUGGUUGUCACUGUUUUGUUUUUGUAGCUUUAAAACAGGGUCUCUGCAGCCCACGCUGACCUCAAACUCACAGAAAUCUUCCUGCUUCAGCCUCCCUAGUGCUGGGAUCACUGGUGUUAAGUUGUCACCCCCAGCUUAGACUCAGUCUCCACUGAGUGCCACGUGGUACAGAUUAAUUAACAUCAGAAUAGCCUUCUCUUAGUGCCCACGGAACAAGGCAUCUGGUUUCUGACCUUAUUCUGCCUACGUAGAGAACCAGAAAAUAACCAGCCCGUGGUUCAUAUAAUGUUCAAAAAAAAUAUUUAUUUAUAAAAAAUACAAUGGGAUAAGUUUAUGCUGAGAAAUGCAGCAAUAAAUACAGUUGAAGGGAACAGCGACUCUACAGUAAUACAUUGGCACAAAUGAAGUCUGCAGGCACGCCACCCACACCUACAUGUCUGCGGCCAUUUCUGUAGACGCGCCUUUAGAGCGCCACUCGGGAGAGACCUUGUCAGCUUCGGGAAAGAAUGAGUACACAUGUAAUCACGAAUCACACUGAUCACGACUUUAUUUAAAACUUAGCAGACAACACUGUGCAGAAGCAUCCACGUGUCAGGUUCUAAAGCUGCAUGUUAGAUUACUUGGCAAAGACCACACUUAGCAAAUCAACUUCUUAGUCUUCCGUGUACAAGCCAG